This is a messenger RNA of Eriocheir sinensis (Chinese mitten crab), 1113 nucleotides long. RefSeq names its product nuclear pore complex protein Nup58-like. Lineage: Eukaryota; Metazoa; Arthropoda; Malacostraca; Decapoda; Varunidae. The record is from RefSeq and is a predicted model, not a curated record. Bases 1 to 1113 code for a protein of 370 amino acids. The transcript has a single exon.
AUGUCAGCAGCUGCCUCGCUGUUCCAGUUUGGGUCCGCCAUCACAGCCGCCGCCCCAGCUGCCACCACUACCGCCACCACAGCCGCCACCUCGCCCUUCGCCUUCGGUGCUAAGCCAGCCGGCGGUGGGUUUGGUGAGGCAGCCGCCACGGCCAACAAGCCUUCCUCCGCCUUCUCCUUCACCCCUGCGGCCGCCGCCCCCACCCCCGCCUCCAGCGCCUUCUCCUUCACGGCCGCCACACCUGCCACCACCUCCGCCGCCGCCACCUCCGCCCAGCCCUUCCAGUUUGGCGCCAAGGCCGCCGCUCCCGCCGCCGCCCCCGCUGCUGCCUCCGCCAGCCCCUUUAGCUUCUCUGCUGCCGCCCCAAAGCUCAGCUUUGGGGCGGCCGGGGCGGCGGCCUCACCACCCCCUCCAGCAUUUGGCGGGGCAUCGACAACAGGGUUCGGCCAGCCAGCCGCCGCUGCCGCCACCACGGCUGCCACAGCAAGCUUCGGUGCCCCGGCGGCCACUUCACCCUUCGGUGGGGCGGCGGCUGCCCCGUCCUUCACCCCCAGUUCCUUUAACUUUGGGUCAGCAGCCUCCGCUGCCCCCGCUGCUGCCAGCAACCAGCCGCCGGCCUUUGGGGCGGCUACCAGCACCUUCCCUGCAACACCGGCCGCCAGCACCUUCCCGGCAUCCCCGGCCGCCAGCACCUUCGCAGCAGCCCCGGCCGCCAGCACCUUUGCAGCAGCCCCGGCCGCCAGCACCUUUGCAGCAGCCCCAGCCGCCAGCACCUUUGCAGCAGCCCCGGCCGCCAGCACCUUUGCAGCAGCCCCAGCCGCCAGCACCUUUGCAGCAGCCCCGGCCGCCAGCACCUUUGCAGCAGCCCCAGCCGCCAGCACCUUCCCGGCAGCCCCGGCAGCCUCCCAGCCCUUCCAGUUUGGCCAGGGUGCGGCGGCCCCUGCCCCCACAUUUGGGUCACCAGCAGCCAGCCAGCCGCCACAGGGGCCUUUGGGGGUGUUCCAGUUUGGCGGCCGCCCCCACCCCCUCCUUCACCCCCGGCAACAACCCCACGCCAGGCACGCGGCGGCCCAGGGCCAGGCCGCCACGACGCCACCGCUAGGCCGCCACUGA